Amblyraja radiata (thorny skate) is the source of this 1075-nucleotide messenger RNA. RefSeq lists its product as uncharacterized. Gene Ontology annotation, molecular function: nucleic acid binding. The record is from RefSeq and is a predicted model, not a curated record. Bases 86 to 1075 code for a protein of 329 amino acids. The transcript is spliced from 3 exons. NCBI's taxonomy places the organism in Eukaryota, Metazoa, Chordata, Chondrichthyes, Rajiformes, Rajidae.
UGGUCGAAGAGGCCAUGCACGGACCAUUAUUUCCGAUGACAUAAGAGCAACUUUGGUGGACCAUGUCAUAAACCAUGGCCUGACUAUGAGGGAAGCUGGGCAGAGAGUCCACCCUAAUCUAAGCCGUUGCACAGUUUCAUCCAUAAUAAGGACAUUCCGACUGGAAAACAGAAUGACUAGAAGACCUUCUGGGGGUGGACGCCAACGCCUGUUCACCCAACAGCAGGAACUUGCCAUUGUGGACCUAGUCAGAGCAAACAAUGCAAUCCGUCUCCAGCAGCUACGGCAACAAAUACUUGCAGAUAGGCAAGUGUUCAACAACAUAAACCGAGUAAGCAUUACCACUAUAAGACGCAUCUUGGUAAAGCACAAAAUGACCAUGAAGCAACUGUACAGGGUCCCAUUUGAGAGGAACAGUGUCAGGGUCAAAGGACUUCGACGUGAAUAUGUACAGAGAAUCUUGGCCAUGGAUGGAGCUGCACAGCCUCAUAAAUUUAUUUACAUUGAUGAGGCUGGAUUCAACCUUAGCAAAACAAGACGACGGGGUCGUAAUAUAAUUGGCCAAAGGGCAAUUGUGCACGGCCCAGGGCAGCGCGGGGGAAAUAUCUCAUUGUGUGCCGCCAUAAGCCUUCGAGGGCUUCUGUACCAUCAUGCAAAACUAGGUCCAUACAAUACACAACAUAUCAUCACAUUUCUAGAUGCUCUUCAUAAUAUAGCUGUACAGGACAGACCAGAGCAGCCCAGGUUUGUUGUUGUCUGGGAUAAUGUCAGUUUCCAUCGGGCUGCUCUGGUCCGGACCUGGUUCACCAACCAUAAUCAAUUUGAAGUGGUAUACUUGCCCCCUUACUCGCCAUUUCUAAACCCUAUAGAAGAAUUAUUUUCGGCUUGGAGAUGGCGUGUAUAUGACCGCCAACCACAUGCCCGCAUGCCUCUUCUGCAGGCAAUGGAACAGGCCUGCGGAGACAUUGAGGUGAGGUCAAUCCAUGGAUGGAUUCGGCACACAAGGGGAUAUUUUCCCCGAUGCCUAGCCGAUGAGAUCCUGUGGCCAGACCCCAACAGACGGCAGGAUCCAUAA